UCUGCCAGAUCUGCAAAGUUUAAGUCACAUAAAAUAAAAUAGUACUAACAGAAUAGUACAAAGUUGGAGUUUUGAGUAUUGAGAAGACACCCAAAUCAUGGAAAUUGUUGGAAAAUUGCAGAAACAAUUUAUUGACUUCAUUAAUGCUUUGUACCAUGAGGGAUUCUUGGAUGAUCAGUUUCUUCAGCUUCAGAAAUUGCAAGAUGAGAGCAGCCCUGAUUUUGUAUUUGAAGUAGUGACACUUUUCUUUGAAGAUUCAGAAAAGAUUAUCAACAAUCUGGCAGCUACACUUCAACAACAGGCCGUGGAUUUUAAGCAAGUUGAUUCCCAUGUCCACCAAUUCAAGGGUAGCAGUUCCAGCGUAGGUGCACAAAGAGUAACGAAUGCUUGUAUAGCUUUCAGAAACUUUUGUGAACAGAAGAACCUUGAAGGGUGUGUGCAAUGUCUGCAGCACGUGAAACAUGAAUAUUUUCUUGUGAAGAACAAACUUGAGACCUUGUUGAGGCUGGAGCAGCAAAUCUUGGCAGCGGGUGGUACGAUCCCUGUCCUGUCAUAGGUGCUGAUGAUUUUAAGCCAUACCAAACUACAAUGAUAGUAGAGAGGAAGGGAGUUGGCAUUGCAAAUGAGUUUCAAGAUUUCGUAAGCUGCUUUGAUUGCUGGAUUCUAGUAGUUGUAGAUGUAAAGAUUCAUUGUGAAUAACAGAUUCCUAUAUUGUUAAACACUUCAAAAUUCCUUUCGCCUUUUGGUAGUAAGCUAUCUAUGUACUCGCAGUUGAAGUUUUUCUCCUUUCAAUGGUUAUUCACUAGGGGCAUUCAGUUAUCAGAAUUCAUUUGUUAAGCUUCAGCCAUUAUUAAGUACUA
Molecule: messenger RNA, 860 nt
Organism: Nicotiana tabacum (common tobacco)
Lineage: Eukaryota; Viridiplantae; Streptophyta; Magnoliopsida; Solanales; Solanaceae
Product: histidine-containing phosphotransfer protein 1-like
Biological process (GO): phosphorylation; phosphorelay signal transduction system; cytokinin-activated signaling pathway
Cellular component (GO): nucleus; cytoplasm
Molecular function (GO): histidine phosphotransfer kinase activity; protein histidine kinase binding
Source: RefSeq, a predicted model, not a curated record